CUUGGUGACUUAAGUGAGUCCCCGCCAUUGCCACCAACUUGGGGAUCAUUUUUUCAUUUGUUCAUUAACCUUUAAAUAAAAUUUUAGUUUUCUCAAGAAUUUUCUUUAAUGGUUCGUAGACGAUUCCAAGAUGCUAAAACAGGAAUAUCAAUGUUGAAUUCAUUUAAUGCCGAGAAAUUCCUGAAGAAAGUCGGUUUAGGAAAAGAAGACCAUCAUUUCUGGAAGCAAGUGGGAAAGGCACUGCUAUGCACAUAUACACUUUUUGGCAUAGCGUGGCUUUAUAAUGAAACUUCACCACUGGGUUGGUGGACUCUUAAACCGAGACCUAAGGAAGAGAAAGAGCUGGCUCAUUUGUACGAGCGCCGAAAGUUCCCUUACCCAGGCGACGAGGAGGCCAUGAAGGAUUUUAUUGCUAAAGGUGGUAUGAUUGGAACAACCAUUGGGCCAAAAGGGGUCAUUGAAACAGAUAAAGAUUCGUAUAAUUAUCAGAAGGCAUUGCAAGACAAGAAGUUUGAUCAAGAGGCUUUGAAGCUAUGGUUGAGGAUGAGAAAUGAGGUUAUUUCUGAACUUCAAGAUAAAGGGUUUGAUGUUGAAUGAAAGCUUUUAGUAAAGAACUACUGCUUUUAUAUGUCUAGUAUUUAACUCUCAUGAAGAUUGUGUUUUUGUGGGAUGAGACUUGUUAAUGCUUUGUGUUUUCUGUAUAUUGGAUUUCCUUUUUUGUUUAUAGCUGAGUGGAAUAAAACUAUAGCUGAGUGUAUACAUCAAUCAUCCCAGGAUGGUCUGUAUGUUCACUACUUCACUAAUUGUUUGUGAAAAAUUACUUUGACUUUCAUUGA
This is a messenger RNA of Olea europaea var. sylvestris, 836 nucleotides long. RefSeq lists its product as uncharacterized. The coding region runs from base 109 to 597 and encodes 162 amino acids. Lineage: Eukaryota; Viridiplantae; Streptophyta; Magnoliopsida; Lamiales; Oleaceae. The record is from RefSeq and is a predicted model, not a curated record. The transcript is spliced from 2 exons.